Molecule: messenger RNA, 1140 nt
Organism: Protopolystoma xenopodis
Lineage: Eukaryota; Metazoa; Platyhelminthes; Monogenea; Polystomatidea; Polystomatidae
Source: the annotation of a GenBank genome assembly
AUGACCAAAGAACAACGAUUGGAGCUUUGGAAUCAACAACAACAACAACGCGCCUUCGAGUUGCAGCGUGGUUUAUAUGGUCAGCUUGUCAGAAAUGGCCAACUCACCUCAGGACGGUCGGUUACCGCUGGGGAAGGAAUUGUGCUUAUGGGCCGAAAGGAUGUGAAUAGUGUCGCUUGCAUGACAAUUCCCCAAGAAACACACCUACUGGGUACAGACAGUCUAGCGGCGAUACAUAAAACUAGUUCAUCCUCGGCAGGUCUCUGCUCGGGCACCCGAAGUGCGGCGGGAACCUCAAAUAUACUAUUACGCUCGCAUAGCGGCUUCAUUUCACCGAUGUCCAUGCCUACCGGGACCGCGUAUGGGGGUCCAGCAAAAGCACUUAGUGAGACAAGAACUAUCUUCGGACUGCGACAGUCGAUGCAAAACAUCCUGGAAACUGUGAAUGAUCCGAGCGAACCGCGGGCUGGCAUUCGUCAACGGCAUCGCAAAGAAUUUGUUCGUACAUGGAGCCGAGAGAAAGUGAUAGUCACAGAAGUCCGUGUAGUAUCUCGGCCACCUUCAGCCGGCCCUUCGAGUACCCUUGGUUCGAGCUUUAAUAUUGCCUCGCAAAAUGAGUUCUCAGUUCCCAGCGAGGACGAUUUCGGACAGUCACUCGGAAACUGGACUGGAAGAGAAUUGCGUCAGCCUAGCCCCAAUUCGCCCACAGCCUCUAUGACUUCCUCUACAUUAGCCUCGGGGGCAUUUGGCCGUCUUGUUCCGAUUCGCGUUGAGGACCCGAGUCCAGAGCCCGGGACUCUGAAAGCUCCAAUCGAAGUGGUUAGUGCUCUUCCGGACAGCGAGCACACCAAAAUUUUAGAAACGUCGCUAAUAAGUGGUACAAUUUUGUAUUCUGCGGAAAACUCGGGCACUGCGAAACUUGGCCAAUUAUCCAGCUUCAAGAUGCAAAGUGGGAUCACCAGGUCUUUAGAAUCAAAUAAGGCUAUUGAUGUUCCUGUGCAAUGUGAAUCUACUUCUAGAAAGUUUGCAAAUGCCUCAAAGCGACCCACAAGUUUGCCACUAAAAAUGAAUAGGUUAGGAAGUACAGGUCUAAUUACGGCGCAGAUUCAAACUUCUGAUUAUUCACAGAAAUAUAAGUAA